UGUUUCCAGCCGGCGGAAGAUUUUCUGCACCGGACGAAAACAAAGAUGCAGAUGUUCGUUUGGCGGGCGAUUUAUCGGCACAACAAUAAUUCAAUAAAAUCUGAAAUUGCACAAAAAUGGUCUGAUUAUAACAUUUUCGGAUUUUCCAAGCUGUUGUGAACAAUGAAGCGAAUUUAUAAGUAGAGAAGAAAUUUCGUCGCACAUCUGUCUAUGAUGGCAGGUAGGGGCAGAGGGCAGCUAACCUUCUCUGUGGAAGUUGUUGGGAUCGGUAAAGGUGAAAAUCUCCCUCCAUCCUGUGUACAGCCAACCCCUGUAUAUCCUCCACUGGAGCAGAAGCCGGUGCCACUGCAGACGGGCGAGGAGGCCGAAUACAUGCUGGCACUCAAACAAGAGUUCAGAGGAGCCAUGAAAACACUGCCGUUUUACAUCCGUCCAGCUGCACCCAAGAAAGAUGUGGAGCGCUAUUCUGACAAAUAUCAGAAAAUUGAGAUGUCUGACAACAGUGUGGAAUGGAAACCAGACUGGAUGCUUUCCAAAGAGCUGCGUGUGAGGGAAACAAGACCAGCGAAGGACAAAUGCCCAGCUGUUCCAAAACAAGCCAAACAGCCACGCCUGGACAAAGAGGAUAUCAUACGUAAACUAGAGACUUUGGAGCAAAAAGAGAAAGAGGGGAGUUCUGAUGAAGAGGAGGGAGAAAAGAAGAAGCCAGAAGAGGAAGAGGCUGAUGGAGAGGAGGAGUACGAUGAAGAGGAGCUUGAAGACGAAACGGAUUACAUCGUGUCUUACUUUGACAACGGAGAGGAGUUUGGAGGAGACAGCGACGAUAAUAUUGAUGAAGCCAUUUACUGAAGCAGAUGAUAGCUCUAUAGCGCCCUCAUUUGCACAGUGAGUGUAUUUGGCUGUUCAGUGAUGGAUCAUUUCAUCUGGCAGCUUAUGUAAAAAUCUGUAUGCAGCGGGUCUCUUUUCAUCUGGUGGCUUGGCAGGGCUGCAGAUUGCUGACGAGGAGCAUUAGAUUCUGAACGCCACAGGACUCUGAUAUCUGCACACUUUUCUCUUUAUGCAGCUAUAUGUUUUCAUAGAGCUUAGUAAUGGAUUUUUAGAGAUUACUGAAAUUGUUUUUACAUAUUUGUUAAGUUUUAAACAGUUGUAUUCAUCUAAAUGGAUUGUAUAUAUUUUUAGUAUUGUGAUAAACAACAGUAAAUGUAGAUUUAAAUGCUUGAUUUUGUUAUGAAGAUGUUUUACACUCCUGUCAUUGUACAGUUUUAUCUGUUUUUACACUGUCAUCGCUUUUAUGUAAUAAAGUCACACUUUGUGCCAAGA
This is a messenger RNA of Misgurnus anguillicaudatus (oriental weatherfish), 1320 nucleotides long. RefSeq names its product RNA polymerase III subunit GL b (gene polr3glb). Gene Ontology annotation, cellular component: RNA polymerase III complex. Gene Ontology annotation, biological process: transcription by RNA polymerase III. The record is from RefSeq and is a predicted model, not a curated record. NCBI's taxonomy places the organism in Eukaryota, Metazoa, Chordata, Actinopteri, Cypriniformes, Cobitidae.